AUGGGGUGUGUUCGUACCAACACCUUGAAGAAAUCUUCUCGUCAAGUCAUCGAGAAGUACUACUCUUGCAUGACUCUUGACUUCCACACAAACAAGAAGAUCCUUAAAGAAGUUGCCAUCAUUCCUUCAAACCGACUCCGCAACAAGAUUGCUGGAUUCUCCACCCACUUGAUGAAACAUAUCCAGAAGGGACCAGUCCGUGGGAUCUCACUCAAGCUUCAAGAAGAAGAGCGUGAACGCCGCAUGGACUUUGUUCCGGAUGAGUCUGCUAUUAAGACCGAUGAAAUCAAGGUCGACAAAGAGACUCUAGAGAUGCUUGCUUCCCUUAGAAUUUCUGAAAUCCCUGGCUUCUCUCAAGUCGAGCCACAGGCUAUGGCACCUAAAGUCCAGUAUGUCCUCGAAGAGCAAGAGGUUAAAGAGACUCUUUUCCAUCACAUGGAAGAGCCUGAGCAGGGUACUACGGCUCAACAUGAGAAAGAUCAGCAGACAUAUGUUGCCUGGAAAAGAAAGAAUAGCAUCGCUCGCAUCACGUUGUUGAGUUGUAUGCAAGAUGAUCUCAUGUGUGAAUUUGAAGAGUACGAAACUGCGAAAGGCAUGUGGGAGCCUUGA
This is a messenger RNA of Eutrema salsugineum, 609 nucleotides long. RefSeq names its product 40S ribosomal protein S17-4. NCBI's taxonomy places the organism in Eukaryota, Viridiplantae, Streptophyta, Magnoliopsida, Brassicales, Brassicaceae. Gene Ontology annotation, cellular component: ribosome. The transcript is spliced from 2 exons. Gene Ontology annotation, biological process: translation. Gene Ontology annotation, molecular function: structural constituent of ribosome. Bases 1 to 609 code for a protein of 202 amino acids. The record is from RefSeq and is a predicted model, not a curated record.